This is a messenger RNA of Manacus vitellinus (golden-collared manakin), 1891 nucleotides long. RefSeq names its product EGF like repeats and discoidin domains 3 (gene EDIL3). Bases 186 to 1628 code for a protein of 480 amino acids. Gene Ontology annotation, molecular function: calcium ion binding. The transcript has 11 exons. The record is from RefSeq and is a predicted model, not a curated record. Lineage: Eukaryota; Metazoa; Chordata; Aves; Passeriformes; Pipridae.
CGGGCGGCGGGACGGGCUCCGCGCCGCGCAUAGGGCGCUGAAAGCGGCCGUGGGAGCGUAGCGGAGGCUGCACUGGGCCGGGGAACCUGGACCCUCCCUUAGCAUCCUCGCAGCGCAGCGCCGGGCGGAGGCACCACUCUCAUCCCUCGGCAAAGGCGGCGGAGAGGAGGAGGAAGAGGAGAAAGAUGAGCCGCGCGGUGCUGGCCUGGUUGGCGCUCUGCGGGAGCCUGGCGGCGCCGCGCCCCGCCCGAGCAGAUGUGUGUGACUCCAACCCCUGCCAGAAUGGUGGCAUCUGUCUAUCAGGGCUGAGUGAUGAUUUCUACUCCUGUGAGUGUCCUGAGGGUUUCACAGACCCGAACUGCUCUAGCCUUGUGGAGGUUGCCUCAAUUGAAGAGGAACCAACCUCAUCAGGACCCUGCAUUCCUAAUCCAUGUCAUAAUGGUGGGAUAUGUGAAAUUAGUGAAGCAUACCGAGGCGACACAUUCAUAGGAUAUGUUUGUAAAUGUCCAGAGGGAUUUAAUGGGAUUCACUGCCAGCACAAUGUCAAUGAAUGUGAAUCUGAACCCUGCAAGAAUGGCGGAAUCUGUACAGAUCUUGUUGCCAACUAUUCCUGUGAAUGCCCAGGUGAAUUUAUGGGAAGAAACUGUCAACAGAGAUGCUCUGGCCCGCUAGGGAUAGAAGGAGGGAUUGUGUCAAACCAACAAAUCACUGCAUCAUCCACCCAUCGAGCUCUUUUUGGCCUCCAGAAAUGGUACCCAUACUAUGCACGGCUUAAUAAGAAGGGUCUUGUGAAUGCCUGGACUGCUGCAGAGAAUGACAGAUGGCCAUGGAUUCAGAUAAACCUGCAGAAGAAGAUGCGAGUCACUGGAGUUAUAACUCAAGGUGCCAAGAGGCUUGGGAGUCCAGAAUACGUAAAAUCUUAUAAAAUUGCAUACAGUAAUGAUGGGAAUUCUUGGACAAUGUACAAAGUAAAAGGCACAAAGGAAGAUAUGGUGUUCCGUGGGAAUGUGGACAACAACACCCCUUACACCAACUCCUUCACCCCACCCAUCAAGUCCCAGUACAUUCGGCUGUACCCUCAGGUGUGCAGGAGGCACUGCACACUGAGAAUGGAGCUCCUGGGCUGUGAACUCACAGGUUGCUCUGAGCCCCUAGGGAUGAAAUCAGGACACAUACAGGACUUUCAAAUCACUGCCUCCAGUGUUUUCCGUACGCUCAACAUGGACAUGUUUGCUUGGGAGCCCAGGAAGGCCCGGCUGGACAAGCAAGGCAAGGUUAAUGCCUGGACCUCAGGCCACAACGACCAGUCACAGUGGCUGCAGGUCGACCUGCUCGUCCCUACAAAAAUCACUGGGAUCAUUACCCAGGGAGCUAAAGAUUUCGGUCAUGUCCAGUUUGUGGGGUCCUACAAGCUUGCCUACAGCAAUGAUGGGGAGCACUGGAAAAUAUACCAAGAUGAGAAGCAGAAGAAGGAUAAGGUGUUCCAGGGGAACUUUGACAAUGACACACACCGCAAGAACGUCAUCGACCCACCGAUCCAUGCGCGGCACGUGCGGAUCCUGCCUUGGUCAUGGUACGGCCGGAUCACACUGCGGUCAGAGCUGCUGGGCUGCACAGCUGAGAACUGAGAGGGUCCCACUGCCACCGAGGGUCCCUCUGUGGAGGAAACAGUGCAAAGCCUGUAGGAUGCUGAGUCGGUGUUCCAUGAACCAAGUGCUCGCUCAUUUUAUGGUAGGCCGCUAACUGUCUUUCGCACGGAGGUCUAAGCCUGCCCUUUAAGUGAUCCAAUCCAAUUUUGUCCUUGAAAUCUGUUAGUCUUAUCCCUUCUGCUGUGGAAUUAUCCUCCUAGUUUUCCUUUGAGUUGUUCACACCAGUUGAAAUGUAUUAAGGG